UUUCUUUCAUCAGUAAUGCACCUCCUUUUUUGAAUCCUUCUAAAGAAAAUUUAAAAUCCUUUGAUAUGGCUUACUCCGGUGCUUCUAGUUCUAACUCGAUUCCAAUAAAUUCAUCUCCCGACAAAGUCUUAAACCAAGACUCGACCAGUUUUGAUAGCAAUACCAAACUCAGCCUCGAAAUUACUCUUUCAACUACUCCUAAACCGAUUCCAGUUGUCGAAAAAGAGCAUUCAAAGAUGUCCAUACAAGGUCAGUUUGACGCCAACAAACAAGUCACAAAACUAAAGAAAAAGUAUGCCACCCCAACGAAAUUUGGAGCACGCAGUCACGUAAGUGUGCCAAGUGUCAAUAAAGAAAAUUCUCUUUCAGAAAACUUUGUUUUUGGUAAAAAAACUGAAAAAACUGCUCGGUCCUUCUUCCCAACCUCCUCAAUUUUAUGCCGUUGGCAUGUGAUUUCGGACCAUGCAUCGCAUCACCCUCAACCCUCAUCAAUCGAUGAUUACAAUGCUCGUCAUCAUACCCAAGCCCAUCAACUUAGCUACCCCAAAGGUACAUUGACCAUGUCCUAUCUAAUGAACCAUCCUGUCUUAUCUAAAUACUCAUCCCGCUCUACAACCCACCAAAAUCAACCCAACCCAAACCAGCCCAAACCACACGGGAAGGAUGUUGUUGUCGAAGAAGAUGUCGUGCCUACGGUUCCAGGUGACGUUAAUCUCACUCCCAAUAUAAAUCACGACGACAAGGCCGUCACAGAUUUUGCGAGAGAUCAGAAGCGCUCUAUUCGCAAGGCAAUACGCCAGGAAGAGAGAUCGAGAAGUGGAAGAACUCAUAGCCUCCCUCAUCCGAAAAACGGGCCGUAUAAGUGUCCAAAGUGUAAGGAGGUGCACCAAAUUUCUCAAACUUUUGCAGCUCACAUGCGUAAUCAUUACAGGUCUGAAAGCAAAAAAGAGAGGAACGAAAGAUUGGCUGCUAGGUUCAACAAGAGAAGGUUCCGCUUUGUGGGCUUGUCGUCUGGAGGCUCGUCGUCGGGUGGAUCGACAACUAUGUGGCCUGUUGGACGAUACGAGGUGAAAACUGAGCAUCCUCAUCUUCCACCAGUGAUAUCUACCGUAACGGGUAAAGAGUGGAGAAAUAUCCAGAGCAUGGCCAUGGUGGAAGCUACUUCAAGCGAACCAAAUGAGUGACGAGAAGCAAAGAAGGAUACAUUAUCAAAACAAAUGCUGAACUCAAGGGCUUGUCUUUUUAUUUUAUUUUAUUUAUCAUUGCAAUGCUUUGUGGUUUCGUAAAACUCUAUGUUGUUUUAUGUUCUUUGUGGUUUGUUUCAAUGUAGCAUGGUAAUGGGUUUUUUGUUGCAUCGUAAUCAUUGUCUUUGAUUUCCAGAUAACAAAAUUAUGUGUAAUCGUUAUAAAUAAAAUCUAAAAGUCCUU
Messenger RNA from Linum trigynum, 1427 nucleotides. NCBI's taxonomy places the organism in Eukaryota, Viridiplantae, Streptophyta, Magnoliopsida, Malpighiales, Linaceae. The record is from the annotation of a GenBank genome assembly.